AUGAGCAGCCGCAGCCCUCCCUCCGCGCACCACUCGUGCCGCUUGGUCCUCUUGCUUAUACGCACCCGCGCCGCCCACGUACUUGACACCUGCCGCCCCCUCUGCCACAUCGCAGUCACAACAUCAUCGACAGUUGCCCCGAGGCACUGCGCAUGGGAACAACCGACACUUCCGUCGCACGACUCUUUCGCCACUCGAUGCGCUGAACCGACGAUUCCGCACCUCCAAGACGAGACACAAGAACACCGCCAACAUGCCCGGGAUCCUGCCCAUGAAGGUGAUCAAGGUUGGUACCAACAACCAGGCGCGCAUAGCCCAGGCCUGCGAUCGAUGCCGCUCCAAGAAAAUCCGGUGCGAUGGCGUGCGGCCGCAGUGCACGCAGUGUGUGAACGUAGGCUUUGAGUGCAAGACCAGCGACAAGCUCAGCCGUCGAGCGUUUCCUCGCGGCUAUACAGAGUCGCUUGAGGAGCGCGUGCGCGCCCUGGAGGCCGAGGUGCGCGAGCUCAAGGAUCUGCUGGACGAGAAGGACGAGAAGAUCGACAUGCUUUCACGGAUACAUUCGCAUUCGUCUCCGACACAUUCGGUGCCGAGACCGUCCACGACUCCGAUUUCAGAGAUCCGCGAAGAUCCGCAAGAGAAAGAAGACACAUUCAAGAUACAACAGUCGCCUCUGCUACUUGAUGACGAAAACCGAGACACAUACUGCGUGGGAAGCUCGAGCGGGAGGGCGCUCGUUGAAUCCUUCAAGCAGCGCGCGCAGGAAUCUGGGAGGUCGUGCUCAGAUGUCAACUCCAAUGCGUUCUUUGGUACUGGGUCGAAGCCGUCGGUAUCGCACUCACCGAAGCGACCCAUCUCGUUCAGGGCCCCACCGCGCCUUGUAUCCGACCAGAUGAUCAACAUCUUCUUCCAAGAAUGGGCACCCUUAUUCCCAGUGCUACAUCGGCCAACCUUCCUUUCUCUGUACGAGCAGUACGUCGCCAGUCCUGAUGCUAUGACCGACAAGAAGUCAAUUGCAAAACUCAACCUCGUUUUUGGUAUCGCUGCGCUUUCUAGCGAUCCCCGUGAUGGCCAGGAUGUUGAGUCUUUCGAAGCGCAGUGGCGAGCCGCAUUAGAAAGCUUCGUGAUGGACAACGACAUGGCUACGUUGCAAUGUUUGGUACUCGCCCAAAUACACUGCUUGCUCAAAGCGGAUUACUCUCGGCUGCUCAAAUACAAGGGGCUUGCCGUUGGCUUGUCACAACGCCUCGGUUUGCACCAAUCGCAGAAGAGGUUCGCGCUCGGAGCAUUAACCAGCGAGACACGCAAGAAGGUCUUCUGGUCGCUCUACACUGUAGACUGUUUCUCCGCCGCCCAUCUUGGUCUUCCUAAGCUCCUGAGUGAAGAGGACGUACACUGCGAAUAUCCAGUAGAUGCCGACGAUGAGUAUGUUACCGAGAAGGGCUUUCUCCCGACCCUUCCAGGAGAGUCCACCAAACUCUCAAGUGCGUUGGCACUGUUCCGGCUGUCGCGCAUCCUCUCCAAGGUGCUAGCAGAUCUAUAUCCUGCUGCAGCGAUACACGAGAUAUCUUUCCGUGCCAUCUCCUCGCUUUCCGAUGACCUUGAAGAGUGGACGACCAAUCUCGCGCCGCAUCUCAAGCUCACUUUCCAGCAAGACAAGCCUAGCACAAACGUGACCAGCAGCAGGUCACCUAUCCUGUCCUUGGCGUACAAUCACAUUCGGUCGCUUAUCUAUCGUCCAGUAGUCGUUGCCAACCUGGGCGAUAGGGGCUCUUCGGCAAUGGUCGCGGUCGGCGAUGCGUCCAAGCAUAUCGUACAGAUCGUUCAGCUGCUUGAUGAACGCAAGUUGAGCUUCUCUUUCUGUCUCAACAAAAAUGAGGUUCUGGUUCAGGCAGGCUUCGGGCUCCUGUACCAGACGCUUGACCUCGACCGCGAUGGGAAGCUCAUCAAAGACUGCAAUCGGUUGAGCUGCACUGUUAUGGACAUGCUUGACAACGGUACCGCUGCUGGCGCCCACGAGUUUAGGCGUGUGGGAUGCUCGAUGAUUGCCAUUCCUCGUGUCGUCGAUUCUAUGCCUACCCCGAUCCUGUCCCGUCACAACUCAGAAGGUACUAUGGCCGCUCCUAUGGAACGCUUCCGUGCCACGCAAAAAACGCUCAAGGCAAUUGCCGCACGCUUUUCUCCGGGUCAAUUGAAAGCCAACCUGCAGAGCGCCGCCAGCGAACCACGCCGCGCCACACUGCCCACGAUCUCACCGUCUGUAGGCGCCCACGCGAGCCAAUCUUCUACCAGUCUCUCCUCCAUCCGUUCUGAACCUUACCACCAGGCGGAACAGACACUCAGCCCGCUCUCCCACCGUGCCUCGUUCUCUCACGCCAAACGCCGCCCUAGCCACCUCUACCAAAGUCAGAACCGCAACAUUGACUUCCUUUCUUUCGGCCCGGAUCCGCUUGCAAGCUACCACAUGCCUCACCACACCAUCAAUAAAGCAGACGUCUCGCCCUCGGACUGGGAGCGGCUUCUAUCCUCCCUCGACAAUGGCCAAACCAACAUCUACGAUUCAAUCUACGGCGGCCCCCCAGCCGACGCUCUACUCGACAGCAUGCCGCUCUCCGCAGGCGCCGAAUCGACCCGCACAUGGUCCCCCAACAUGUGGAACAUGGCCUACAACGAACAGGCCCCGCCACCGCAGAGCGUGCUCAGCUUCAGCGACGAGAGCCUGACCAGUGGAGAGGAAUUCGCAAACUCGGUCGGCGACUACGGCUCCACGCCUGGUAGCGACAACUUCAAAAACUACCAGGGCAUCGUGAUUCCGAAUCUCAACGCGCAGGACUCGCUUGCGCUUAGUGGGCUCGACGGAAACUUUGGCUUGUAAUCUUCGUACCUUUUCUAAUGACGGUCGGGCUGGGAAAACGGCUACUACCUAGGUUAUGACGGGGUUGGACAUUGGAUUCGGAUUUGGACUUGAAUGGCUGUUGUCUUCUUGGUUUCUUGUGUUUGGUCAGGGAUGGAAUAGGAUGGCUACGCGUUGGGUUUGCGGUUUUCUUGCUUCACUUCUUGAGAUACCUGCGCCGCACACGUAUGACCCUGUGCGCUGCCUUUGCUCUAACUUUACUCUCAAUUCUCGCUUCCAAUGUUGCUGCUUCUUUGAGACAGACGCCAGUCACUCCAGUCUUUACCACACCACGCACGGUACGGUACACAAGUAGC
This is a messenger RNA of Paraphaeosphaeria sporulosa, 3207 nucleotides long. RefSeq lists its product as uncharacterized. The transcript is spliced from 5 exons. NCBI's taxonomy places the organism in Eukaryota, Fungi, Ascomycota, Dothideomycetes, Pleosporales, Didymosphaeriaceae. The record is from RefSeq and is a predicted model, not a curated record. Gene Ontology annotation, biological process: regulation of DNA-templated transcription; DNA-templated transcription. The coding region runs from base 254 to 2872 and encodes 872 amino acids. Gene Ontology annotation, molecular function: zinc ion binding; DNA binding; DNA-binding transcription factor activity, RNA polymerase II-specific.